CCCAUGGUGUAAUGGUUAGCACUCUGGACUUUGAAUCCAGCGAUCCGAGUUCAAAUCUCGGUGGGACCUGCUUGAGAUUUUAUUUUUUUUACUUCCCGAUAAUUAUUUUAUUUUUCGCCCUUAAAUAAAUACACCCGCGCGGAAAUCUGCAACUCGUACGUAUAUCGCAAAACAAUAUGACGCUUGUGUAGACCAGUGCCGAAAUAUCUUUGGGAAAACUUAAUCGGCCGCGAGGCUUGAGGAGAUGGCCGAUUCCGUGGUGGUUAUCAAGGCGAAGCCUGUACGCAAGGUUUUCAAGGCUCCCACGAGAGCCAGCAAGAUUCCCGACGAACUCCUCAACGAUCCUCUACUGAAUUCUGCCGUAGCGGCUUUGCCCACGAAUUACAACUUCGAGAUACACAAGACGAUAUGGAGAAUCAGGGAGGCCAAGGCGAAGCGAGUGGCUCUCCAGAUGCCGGAAGGCCUCCUGAUGUAUGCCACGACCAUAGCUGAUAUUGUCGAAGACUUCACCGAAGCAGAGACUGUUAUUAUGGCCGACGUCACUUACGGAGCUUGCUGUGUGGACGACUACACGACACGAGCGUUGAAUGCAGACUUCCUGGUCCACUAUGGGCACUCGUGUCUCAUACCCGUGGAUCAGACUGCUGGUAUCAAAGUGCUCUAUGUAUUUGUCAACAUAAGAAUUGACAUUUCGCAUUGCGUGGAUUGCCUGAAAGUCACUUUACCAGUUACCACAAAGGUAGCGCUGGUCAGUACAAUACAGUUUGCUACAACGAUACAAGCGGUGGCGACGGAACUGAGAAGGGAAGGUUACGAAGUCUCGGUGCCGCAGAGCAAGCCCCUUAGCCCUGGAGAAAUUUUAGGAUGCACAGCGCCGCAAGUCCGCUGCGCCGAUGCUGUGGUCUACAUAGGGGAUGGCCGCUUCCACUUGGAGGCUGCUAUGAUCGCUAAUCCUAAACUGAGGGCAUUCAAGUACGACCCGUACGCGAAAAAGUUGACCGAGGAGUUUUAUGAUCACAAGAGAAUGCUGAAGACCAGAAACGAGGCGAUACAACGUGCUACAGAAACGGACAAAUAUGCUUUAGUGCUUAGUACUCUGGGCAGGCAGGGCAGUCCUAAUGUGUUGAGAACUCUGCAAAAUAGGAUUGAGGCAUUAGGAAAGGAAAAUGUCGUGAUAUUGCUGUCGGAGAUAUUCCCGGAUAAAAUCAAGCUGUUCAAAAAUGUUGACGCUUUCAUACAAAUUGCGUGUCCACGAUUGAGCAUCGACUGGGGUGUCGCGUUCGAGAAACCAUUUCUCACCCCCUACGAAGGCGCCGUCGCUCUUAGGAUGGCAGAUUUCGACAAGGAUCAGCCGUAUCCCAUGGAUUUCUACGCCACAAUCAGCCGCGGGCCAUGGACCGCUAAUCACAAGGAAUCUGAGUUAGAAAAAACCGAUGCCUGCUGUGGUAAAUGUAAAAUGGAUAAAUAAAUCGAAUAUGUAAUUCAA
This is a messenger RNA of Vollenhovia emeryi, 1486 nucleotides long. RefSeq names its product diphthamide biosynthesis protein 1 (gene Dph1). The record is from RefSeq and is a predicted model, not a curated record. The transcript has 5 exons. Bases 245 to 1468 code for a protein of 407 amino acids. NCBI's taxonomy places the organism in Eukaryota, Metazoa, Arthropoda, Insecta, Hymenoptera, Formicidae. Gene Ontology annotation, biological process: protein histidyl modification to diphthamide. Gene Ontology annotation, molecular function: 2-(3-amino-3-carboxypropyl)histidine synthase activity.